AUGCUUCCUAAUAACAACACUUAAGAUGAAAACAUGAGAUUAAUUAUUUAUUUUAUAAUUAUUCAAGAAAUUCUAUUUCUUUUGUUGGAGAUAUUAUCUAAAUACUCAAAUACUAACACCAAUUUCGAUACUUCUUUAUAGGAUAAACAACAAAUCCUUGAGAGAUUAUAGAUAAGUGAUGAAGACUUAUAAAUUUAAUUUAUGAGAAAGCCUUGUGAAGUUGAAUUAGUUCUUUAAUUAGAAUUUUAUUAUUUAAAAGAUUUGGAAAAAGUUUUGAAAAAUGAAAAAGAUUAUAAAGGAAAUGAUGGAGAUAAUUAUGAAUUUUUAUAUAAUAGGCUAUUAAUUGUAAAUAAUUAGUUAAAUUAAAAAGGAUAAAUAUUUAAUGGUUUGAGUUUAUUCUACUAAUAUUUAUUCACUCCAAACGAAAAUGGUCUUUCGGAUUAAACAAUUGGUGUUGAUAAGGAUUAUCUAAAGCUAUAAGAGAAGAGGCAAGAGGAAAAUAAAAAGAAACUAAUCAAUAUAGAAAUCGGAAGCAUUACAAAAGGUCUUCUUCAUAAAAUUUCUUUGCUUUAUUUUUAUGAUUAUCACUCUUGUUUUAGUAAUUUUGAAAUAUUUUAAUUUCCAAGUGAAAAAUGA
Molecule: messenger RNA, 636 nt
Organism: Tetrahymena thermophila SB210
Lineage: Eukaryota; Ciliophora; Oligohymenophorea; Hymenostomatida; Tetrahymenidae
Product: transmembrane protein, putative
Exons: 1
Source: RefSeq, a predicted model, not a curated record